Messenger RNA from Nestor notabilis (Kea), 1680 nucleotides. RefSeq names its product plasminogen activator, tissue (gene PLAT). The coding region runs from base 1 to 1674 and encodes 557 amino acids. Gene Ontology annotation, cellular component: extracellular region. The record is from RefSeq and is a predicted model, not a curated record. The transcript is spliced from 13 exons. NCBI's taxonomy places the organism in Eukaryota, Metazoa, Chordata, Aves, Psittaciformes, Psittacidae. Gene Ontology annotation, biological process: smooth muscle cell migration; plasminogen activation. Gene Ontology annotation, molecular function: serine-type endopeptidase activity.
AUGUGGAAAACACUCAGAAUGGAAGGCAAGCUCCCAUUGCUCCUGCUGGUGGGAGCAAUUGUGACUGCUCAAUGCCAGGGCUUACGCAUGCGUUUCAAACGGGGAGCCAGAUCCAGAGCCAUUUGCACAGAAAAAUCAUCUGGAGAAAUCUACCAGCACAGGGGGACCUGGCUGAGGCUUUCAGGGAGCAGAGUAGAAUACUGUAGGUGCGACAGCGGUUGGAGUCGCUGCCACACUGUGCCUGUCAGAGCCUGCACUAGAAUUAAAUGCUACAACGGGGGCCAGUGUUCACAGGCAUAUUAUUCCCCACAGCUCUUCAUCUGCCAGUGCCACCAAGGUUUCUCUGGGAAGCUGUGUGAAAUAGAUACUAAAGUUAAGUGCUACAAAGAUGCUGGAGUAACAUACAGGGGUACAUGGAGCAUGACAGAGAGCGGAACUGAAUGUUUAAACUGGAAUAGCAAUGGCUUGAUGGACAGGAUGUACAGCAGCCGAAGAGAGGAUGCUGCUGAGCUGGGACUGGGCAAUCACAACUAUUGCAGAAACCCAGAUGAGGAUUCCAGACCUUGGUGCUAUAUCUAUAAAGGGGGAAAGUACACCUGGGAACACUGCAGUGUGCCCUCCUGUUCAAAAGCUGGGAACAUCAACUGCAAAUCUGGAAGAGGCACAGAUUACCGAGGCAUCCACAGUGUUACCAGCUCUGGAGCUACCUGUUUGAGGUGGAAUUCCCAAAUCCUUAUCAACAAGUUAUAUACUGCUUGGAGAAGAGACGCUUACCAGCUGGGCCUUGGUACUCACAACUUCUGCCGGAAUCCUGACAAUGACAGCAAGCCCUGGUGCCAUGUUCUGAAAGGAAAUCAGCUCACAUGGGAGUACUGCAAUGUGCCUACUUGCUCCACCUGCGGCUUGCGGCAGCGCCGGGGACGCCAGUUCAGGAUCAAGGGUGGCUCCUAUGCAGACAUUGCAGCUCACCCAUGGCAAGCUGCCAUCUUCGUGAAGUACCGCCGGGCGCCCGGAGAGCACUUCCUCUGCGGAGGAGUCCUGAUCAGCUCCUGCUGGGUUCUGUCAGCUGCUCACUGCUUUGAGGAGGGCUUUAGUGCAAAUCAGCUGAAGAUUGUGCUGGGGAGAACAUCCCGAGUAACUCCUGAGGAAAAUGAACAGAAGUUUCAAGUGAAGAGCUACACUGUGCACCAGAGGUUUGACUCAGAAAACUUCAACAAUGACAUUGCUCUGUUGCAGUUGAACUCAGAUGCAGAGGACUGUGCUAUUGAAACAGACACUGUCCGUGCUGCCUGCCUCCCAACACCAGCUCUACACCUGCCUGCUUGGACUGAAUGUGAGAUCUCUGGUUAUGGCAAAAACGAAGAAUUUUCUCCAUUCUAUUCAGAGCACCUGAAGGAAGGCCAUGUGAGACUGUUUCCAGCCAGUCGGUGCACAACACAGCAUCUAGACAACCGGACAGUUACAGACAACAUGUUAUGUGCAGGAGACACAAGGAACCUUGAUGAUGCCUGCAAGGGUGACUCUGGAGGGCCUCUGGUCUGUAUGAAGGAUGAUCGGAUGUAUCUCAUUGGAAUCAUCAGCUGGGGAAUAGGCUGUGGCCGCAAAGACAAACCUGGUGUUUAUACCAAUGUGAAUCGUUAUCUUGACUGGAUUCAGGACAACAUGAAACCCUGAGAAAGA